UGCACUGUGUGUGUACUCGAAUGAAAUGUCAUAAUUGAGAAAUGACGAUCGUUCGACUGUGUGUAUCGAAACUAUAAAUUUAAUCAUAAUUGCGUUAUUCCAACAUGAGUGACGUGGAAAAUAUAUACUGUCGGCUUUGCGCCGAGUUAAAACCCAACAAUAAACUAAUAGAUCUAAAAACUGAUGAUGAAAAAUCACAAGAAAUAGUCACCAAAUUAACUCGACUACAUAUAGAGUUAAAUGAAAAUAUGUUCCCAAAAACGGUAUGUUUGAUGUGUGUUACCUCAUUACAGAGCGCUUACGAGUUCGUUACGACUGUAGAACAAGCUCAAACAGUUCUCAACGACUUGAUACUAGUUCGGCAGAUUAAAAAGGAGAAAAAUGUUUCGGACGACGAAAAUGAUGUUACCGAAGUCCCUGACGAUACUUGUCAAGAUUAUUUAGUUGUUAAAGUUGAAUCUAAGCCCGCUGAACCGAAGCCCACUGAAAGUAGUUCGAAACCAGUUGAAAAAGGUCCGAAAAAGGGUCCACAGGUUUACAGAAAGCGAAAUCUUAGUCCCACAAUAGAACCGGUACCAGUUAACGACGUUAAACUGUCAUGGAAGGACUACAGUUGGAUGUGUUCAUACUGCGACACUCUGUUUCCCAAUGUUGAUGAGUUAAAAACACAUUCUAUGGAGUUCCAUAACGCUUGCAAUGCAUUCCGAUGUACGGACUGCAGACGAAGGAAGUUGAGGCUUGAUAGCUUCUUGAUUCAUGUUUGCAGACACCGAAAACACCUGAAAUUCUCCUGCUAUAAAUGUCCCAUGAAGUUUGCAACUGUAAAAGUUGGAAAUUAUCAUAGAACGAAGCAUAUAAAUUCUAAUUACGUUUGUCUGGGAUGCAACACAAAUUUCACAACGAAGAAGGAUUUGAAUAGUCACGCAAGUAAAUAUUACAAAGAGACACGAGUAAGAAAAUUACCAGAUAUACCGCAAGAUGAUACUUUAACAUGCGUAAUAUGCCACAAGACAUGUAGAAACCGAGGCAGCUUAAAUGUGCAUCUACUAACACAUACAGACAGAAAAAAGAACCAUACCUGUGAAGUAUGCGGUAAAUGUUUCUUUCAAAAGGGCAGUUUGGCGGAACAUAUGCUUCAACACACAAAUGAAAGACCGUUUCCCUGUGAAAUAUGCAAGUUUUCCUUCAAAACAUCGAGGCAGCUACGAAGGCAUGUGGGAGUGCAUGAUGGGAUAAAACCUUUUGCAUGUGACCAAUGCGGUAGAUGCUUCAGAUUAAAAAAGCAAUUACUAUCCCACAGUAUAAUCCAUACGGAUUCCUUUCCACAUGUCUGCUCAUACUGCAACAAAGGUUUUCGUUUCAAAACCAUUCUCAACCAACAUCUGCGUCAACACACCGGUGUUAAACCUUACAACUGCAGUAUCUGUCAACGGGACUUUACGAAUUGGCCGAACUUCAAUAAGCACAUGAAACGAAGGCAUGGUACGGACAUGGCAAAGAAGAAACACACACCAGAGGGAACGUUUCCUAUAAAUUCUGCUGGUGAUGUUAUAUACCCUGCAGGAGAUUGUCUAGAUUGGAGAAAGAAAAUUAUGAUGGCUACGCAAAAAGAGAAACCAAAAGUUGAUGAUAAGAUUGAAACCGUAAUGCAGAGAGAGUUGGUACCUACUGGUGAAGUCAGUAACAAUUGAAUAAAAUUAUUUAAAAAAAGAUCGAAGAGUACAGUCUAUGGUAUAAAUAUUCCAAGUCGAAAAAAAAAAUAUUGUAAAUAAAAAUUAACAAUCAUAGACUAGAUGUUUAAAGUUUUAAAUUUUAACUAUUGGUGUUGUUAAAUCCUAUUCUGGAAUAGUAUUAGAUAUUAUGUGUUGUGAAAACUAUUGAAUAUAAAAUAGAGCAAUAUUAGGAAUUUGUCAACGAUGUGGAAAGCCAUAAGAGGCACCAAACGUAGGAUAAGAAAUAAAACAGUAAUAUUAUAAAUGUUAGUAGUUUGUAAACAGAUUUAACCUAACCUUAAUGUAAAUCAAUCUUAUUGGAAUCUAACAAUGAAUGAUUCUUUUAUUCUUGUCUAUUUUAGUCAGCAACAAAUUUUUCACAUACCAAGAUUGUAUCAAAUAUAACUUAAAAAAUACAAAUCCAGAAAAAAAGCUAUCAUAGUUGUGCUUAUUAGAGGCCCUACCUCUACAAAUUGCUGAUGAGAGCAGUAGUAAUUAUUGUUCUCACAAAAGGGCCUGCCUCUUGAAAUAAAACCAUUUCAGUUGUUUUAGCAGGACGCCACUCUUCGCCAAGUUGGACGUUGCCUUGAUUUCACAAUUGUCUUAUUUGCUAUGGUAGUCCCAAUUGACGUCCCCUGGUACCCGAAAAAGAAAGUAAAGUUUGUUAAUAUGCUUGAAGCAGUAUUAAAUAUAGGUAUUAUAGAAAAAAUAAUCACAGAAUUCUGUGCGAGAUGAAUAAAACUAAAGAGUUAGAUGUUUAUGUGAACGCACAUGCUACUAGCGCCUCUAGUGGAAAUGUCUUAAACUAACGAAACUCAACCUUUUUCAAUGGCCUCGAACGCAUUUGGAUCAUACCGUGAUUUUAUCGAGCCUCCUAAGUAUUUUUUUUUUGGGAGUCAUAAUAAAAACACAAGUAGCGCUAUAUUCAAUAAGUUUCCAAUAAAAAAAGCUAAGUAAGUCCUUAUCUUUAGGCCCCCUUUAAUAGUUAUAUUGAUAAAAACCAUGCAUUCUGAAACAAAAUAUUCGAUAAUUCAGCAUAAUUAAAAACUUAUAUUGUUGGAAGUUACACCGAGAAAUUAUGUAAAUAAUAAAUAUUAUGAUUGUUAUUAAGUAGAUAAGUGAAUUUAAAUCGGCGAUAAUGAUCAAUCUUUUUCGUUACAAUAAUUGAAUAUUGCAAUAUUUUUUUUAAUUAAUUAAAAGAAGAAGCGAACUAUUUUUGUACUUAUGUGCACAGACCUAAGUUUAUAUAGACAGUAUCGUUACCCAGGUAUUUAAUAAAUCAGCUUGUAUAUUCUUUUUGUCUUGCAAAUGAAUUUUAAUCUUUUAGAUACUCGCAUUGGUUGAGGUGCCUACUUAUAAAAAGGUGAACAAUCAUAGUAUAUUUUUGUCCAAAUAUCCCUUAAGUAAUAAAAUGCUUCUAAAAAACAACGAUAAAGAUGACAAAAUCAAAAAUACCACUGAAAUAUAUCAGACGUUUAUUUAUUUAAAAUCCGUUUACAUCAAAAGACAUAUUGUUUACCUUAUUGUUUCAAGUACAUAGCGCAAUGGAGUAGGUAUUGGUACUUCUAAUCUUGUCUUUCUUUUGUUGUUUGUGCCUGUAAAUAAUUAAAAAAAAAACAAUUUCUGGGUUCAUCCGCGCCAAUAAUUUGUGUAUUUAUAUAAAUAAAUAAAUGUAUGUGUUUAUGAAAAGUUAUUAAGUUACUACCUAUAUUAUUAUUAAUUAAGUAUUCGAAGGCAAUAAGUGUUAUUUAGUUAAUUAAUGGAUGAUUAAACUCUGUUUUAAAUUAACUUAAUUAAUUAAAGGUAUGUUAAAAUAUGGUGUGA
Messenger RNA from Trichoplusia ni (cabbage looper), 3536 nucleotides. RefSeq names its product gastrula zinc finger protein XlCGF57.1-like. Gene Ontology annotation, cellular component: nucleus. NCBI's taxonomy places the organism in Eukaryota, Metazoa, Arthropoda, Insecta, Lepidoptera, Noctuidae. Gene Ontology annotation, molecular function: zinc ion binding. The coding region runs from base 105 to 1691 and encodes 528 amino acids. The record is from RefSeq and is a predicted model, not a curated record. The transcript is spliced from 2 exons.